UAUUUAUUUUUUAUUAUUAUUUAGAAAAAUAUAAUAAAAAAAAUGGGAAGGGGGAGAGUGGAGCUAAAGAGGAUUGAGAACAAAAUAAAUCGGCAAGUAACAUUUGCAAAGAGAAGGACUGGACUGCUAAAGAAGGCUUAUGAGCUCUCAGUUCUAUGUGAUGCAGAAGUUGCCCUCAUCAUCUUCUCCAACCGUGGCAAGCUCUAUGAGUUUUGCAGCGGCCCUAGCAUGGCUAGGACACUUGAGAAGUAUCAGCGAUGUAGUUAUGCAACACUAGAGGCAAACCAGCCUGCAAAGGACACACAGAGCAGCUACCAAGAAUAUCUGAAGCUAAAGGAAAAAGCUGAGGCCUUGCAACACACACAGAGAAAUCUUCUUGGGGAAGAGUUGGAGCAUAUGGGCGCAAAAGAGCUUGAUCAGCUUGAGCAUCAGCUGGAACAAACACUGAAGCAAAUAAGAUCAACAAAGACGCAGUUCUUGCUUGAUCAACUCUCUGACCUUCAAAAGAAGGAAGACCUGCUCUUGGAAACCAACAAAGCCUUAAGGAUAAAGUUGGAAGAAGGUAAUGCUGCCCUUCAAUCAACAUGGGAAGCUAGGGAGAAAAAUGUUCUAUAUAGUUGCAACCCAGCACAGCAAGAGGAAUUUUUUCAGCCUCUACGAUGUGAUAGCACAUUGCACAUUUGUUACAAUCCUUCAGUGACAAAUCAGGCAAAUCCUGCAACUUCAGCUGAAAAUGCUAAUGGCAUCAUUCCAGGGUGGAUGCUUUGAUUUUUGAAGUCACAUUUGAAAUUCAUCAUAGCCUUAACCUUUAUUAAAAAAAAUAUAUAUGACUGUUCAUGCUCACCUACUUAUCAUUGUUGCAAUGUUGUCUGCAAGAGUUGGCAAUAAGCAGAUGCUACAGUAAUAGUGUUGUUGCUCAAAUUGUUGCAAAGCUCAGUAUAUUAUCUGGCAACUUGAGAGCAUUAGGGGACAUGAGCAAUAGCUAAUAAGUGGAAUGUAAUAAAUAAUUUCUAAUACUUUUUUAUACCAUUAAUAAUAAAAAGGCUCUUACUGG
This is a messenger RNA of Quercus lobata, 1054 nucleotides long. RefSeq names its product MADS-box protein CMB1-like. The transcript has 8 exons. The record is from RefSeq and is a predicted model, not a curated record. Gene Ontology annotation, molecular function: RNA polymerase II transcription regulatory region sequence-specific DNA binding; protein dimerization activity; DNA-binding transcription factor activity. The coding region runs from base 43 to 768 and encodes 241 amino acids. Gene Ontology annotation, cellular component: nucleus. Gene Ontology annotation, biological process: positive regulation of transcription by RNA polymerase II. NCBI's taxonomy places the organism in Eukaryota, Viridiplantae, Streptophyta, Magnoliopsida, Fagales, Fagaceae.